Messenger RNA from Folsomia candida, 1648 nucleotides. RefSeq lists its product as uncharacterized. Lineage: Eukaryota; Metazoa; Arthropoda; Collembola; Entomobryomorpha; Isotomidae. The record is from RefSeq and is a predicted model, not a curated record. The transcript has 4 exons. Bases 283 to 1641 code for a protein of 452 amino acids.
GAACUCUGCUGGUACGUGUAUCUGCAUUUCAUUUAACUUGUGCCAUAUUUUUUCUUCAUAUUUUACGGAGUUCCAUACGAGUUUGGGCAUUUCUACUUUGUAUAAUAAUUUUGCAAAAUUUGUGUUAAAUUUAGAAGUUUAGCGUAGACACAUGCUCACUUAGAAUGUAUCAAUUCCAGCUAUAAAAAAUUUGCACUGGCACAUGUACAUAAUCUGAAAAAAAACUGCAAAAACAAUCUAAUUUAUUGUGCCGUAAUAAAUAGUAUCCCGACAGUUAGAAUAAUGUCACAUCUGGAUUUCGAAGACAACUCGCCCACCGAACAAAUCACACCUACCCUGAAUGUAUACACCAUCACCGCCAUUUGUUCCUGGCUCCCACUCUGCACCGUGAAGCGGUGCCGCCUCGUCUCCAAACUUUGGAACGCUGGAGCCAUUCCAAUUCUCUUUAAGCGUUCCACCCUCCGACUAAAGUGCAACGAUAUUAACGAAAUUUCCAGAAAUGUAACCUUAUUAACGGAAAUUUCCUCCCUCGGAAUUCCCGACAAUGUUCAAAUCACCAUCCUAACCCGGACACAUCUUGCCUACAGUCCUAUCACGCGGGACAUUUGGAACGAUGAAUUUGUCCGAUUCUACGCCAAAAUCCCGGGUAUUACACAUCUAUCUUUCAAAAAUUUGACUCUCCACUGGAACAUUAAUUCCCACAUGGAAGCCGACUUGAUUCAAAACCUUAUUCAAAACUCCUCCCGCACUUUAACCCGGCUAAAUAUUUGUCCCAGAUAUGACUACACAUUUGACGUCGAUCUCAUACCUUUGCCCGACUUCGUAAAUAAAUUCGACCCUGUGAAAAGAUUAGACUUAUCAAGAAUGAGGACUCAUAAGUUUGUCGUGGAAAAUAAUUGGCGCAAAGUGUUGAACUUUGUUACACAACUGAUGACCGUGUUUGACAAGUUGGAGGAUCUUAUUUUGCACAAGACCUUGACCAAAUUUCUUGUAGAAAUUGUCGACGUAAUUCCUAGAACGAUGGUCAACCUCACAAUAUCUGGUGCAAUAAUGCACGACGAAUUACAGGACGUCGCACAAUUGAAGAAUCCUCUAAGAAAGCUAUCCAUUAAAGAUGUCAUCUUUGGGGACGAUGCCAGCCCUGAUAUUCCCCCUCACCUGUACAAUCUAAUCUCAAAACAUGCACAAACCUUGGAACUUCUCACCGUACGAUUCCUAGCCUGGGAAUUUUACGACGACUUAAAGUUGCCCGCUCUUUUAAACUUGAAACGAUUUGAUUUGACCGUCCCGUCGGUAAGAUAUGGCUGGAAUUUUUACAUUGAUUUUCCACCAGAAACCCCGAAUUUGGCCAUGGCGUUUCCUCGCCUGAGAGAGUUCUGUUUAACCUUCCAUGUCGUGUGGGAAGGUUACUGGACAAACGCUUUGGAGUCUUUGUUCAGCAGUGAGACACAAGUUUGUCCGAAUGUGAGAAAGGUUGAGAUAAGGGAUCUCAACUGGAGAAAAACUUACUGCUUUGUUGACCGAGGGUACGAGAUUGACGUUAAAUAUGCCCGUAUUUUUAAAAUAUUUCCAAACGCGAACAAUAAAUUUGUGCAGGAUUUGAGAAAAUAUUUUGAAAAGAAAGGAAUGUUGACUAUUUAAAUGAAAU